Molecule: messenger RNA, 483 nt
Organism: Urocitellus parryii (Arctic ground squirrel)
Lineage: Eukaryota; Metazoa; Chordata; Mammalia; Rodentia; Sciuridae
Gene: Cox7a2
Product: cytochrome c oxidase subunit 7A2
Biological process (GO): mitochondrial respirasome assembly; mitochondrial electron transport, cytochrome c to oxygen; regulation of oxidative phosphorylation
Cellular component (GO): respiratory chain complex IV
Source: RefSeq, a predicted model, not a curated record
CGCCAGGCGAGGAGGUAGUUCCGGUUCCGGCGUGGUUAAUUUCGUUCUUGGCGUUCAGUUGUCGCGGUUGGUGGGCAGUAAGGGUGGCAAGAUGCUGCGGAAUCUGCUGCGUUUUCGUCAGAUUGCCCAAARGACCAUCAGCACUACUUCACGCAGACAUUUUGAAAAUAAAGUUCCAGAGAAACAAAAGCUGUUUCAGGAGGAUAAUGGAAUUCCGGUGCAUCUAAAGGGUGGAGUAGCUGAUGCCCUACUGUAUAGAGCCACCAUGGUUCUUACAGUUGGUGGAACAGCUUAUGCCAUAUAUGAGUUGGCCAAGGCUUCUUUUCCCAAGAAGCAGGAUUGACUUCAGUCUUCUCAGCAAUCAUUUGGUUCAUUUUAAUUCAGCUCUCUAUGGACCAGUACUCUAAAUAACAGAGCUCUUCUUUGGGGAUCAAUAUUUAUUGACUUGUACUAACUGCCACCAAUAAAGCAGUCUUUACCAUG